UCCAUUGUGACCUCUCCGAGCUGGUUCUAUGGUGACAGACGGAGCAGUUUGGUUUAAACGUUCAUUAAUCAUGUAUUGUUCUUCCUGCUAAUGUGAACGCAGCCUCAAAUUAUUUAGAGAGACGCGUUGGUGAAAUCUCCGUCAAUAUUAAGACCAACUGUUAUGUGCAGUUGUUAACAUGCAAGAAAUGCUGGGAGCACAAUAUGGCAAAUGCUAGUCCAAGUCAAGACCUGGCAGAAGGGGCAGGAGAUUUGCACUAGAAAAUAGAAACGGUGGGGGCACGAUGGGCCGAACGACCUCUUCGCUGUAAUAAAUCUGUGAUUCCGAUAACGAUUGAGAUUCUGGUAGGCUUCGACCACUUGCUGAGGAGGAGCUGCAGUUUCAGAGACACUCGCUUUUUACCAGAAAGACUUGACCAACCUGUUGCGCAUUUAAAACGUACCUUUAUUUUAAAUGUUGAAGUUUCUCUUUGAACUGUAACCAACUUCAUCGUGAGAUCUAAGUAAUACUGUUCCUCCAAGGGAUGUUGCAAAAAAAGAAUCAUGGCAGUUGUUGACCGUUUUCCCCUGCGUUUACCAGAAUGGAAUGUGGGUCUCAGGAAAUUCAGAUAUGUAUUCUUGAGUCCUCCCAAUUCAAUUAAUGUAUGUCAAGAUUUUCAGGCGGAGGAGAACUUGACACCUCUUUUUCUUGGUGCUGAUGUUGUUGCAAAAACUGGCAUCCGCACUGAAAAUCAUCCAAGAAUCCAUGCAAGAUUUGCAAAGAAAGGAUUGGCAACCAAGCUCAGUUUUGGUUCAGAAUUUCGAUUUAAAGGAUUGAAGAUACCAUCUGUGGUGAACAAUUUGUGGUUUUACAGCAUUCAGGGACUGUUUCAAGUUGCUUUUGAAAUGUACACUAAAGAGCAACAGUUAGAAGUCCUUGUUGCACUUCAGGAUUUGUGGAAAGCCAGAAUAAAUGACCCUAAUCUGAAUGACAAGUAUGAUAUCAAGAUUUUGCAAAAUUUCCCUAAAGAGGGAUUGCUUGAAAAACAUACUCUUGAAAUAAGGGACAACAAAAGUUUCAAUGCAUUGCAUUCAAGCAUUCAAGGUGCUAGUCCUGAACCUGAUAUUAAUAUAUAUAGGACAGCUGCUUCACCUUUGGAUUGCACCCACAACAACAGCAUUGUUAAUCAGGAUGACCAUAACUAUUGUAUACAAGAAGGACGAAUUCUACUGCAAACUGAAGAAUUUUGUGCAGAUAACCAACUAAAUGUGGAGGCUUUGGAUUAUGAUUCUUUGUUUAUCAGAUUUAGAUCAGUUUAUCAGGCUUUUAAAGUUUUACCAUUACAGAUACAAAAGGAACACGAGAAAACAAUUACACUGUUGCUUGAUUUUGUAGAACUCCUAAUAGGUGAAAAUAUGUGUGCACAGAAGUUGGCUGAUAUGAUGCUGCAACUUCUGACACAUCUUCAAGACUUCAUUGUCAAAAUAGAAACCACUGAAACGGGUGUUAAUUCUAUUUAUUGUAGUCACAUGCUUUAUACUGUAAGUAAUUGGUUGGGACAUCAAUUUUAUUCUGCUAAUGGCUUGAUCAGCAAGCAAGUAGAAGAGUUUAAAACAACUCACAUCGACAGUAUCACAGACUUGCCACCUGCUGAGGAUUUGGUAGAUAAAUUAUUUCCUGAAGCCAUGAAAGUUUUGCUGUUGAGCUGGAUGGGGCUUGAUGAUAAUUCUGCAUUAUGGAAACGACAAAGUGAAUAUCCAAUAGUGCUGCUUAUAUUAGAGUUUGCUAAUCAUAAUCUAAUCACUGGUGUUGCUCAUGUACUGUAUUCCAGUUUGAUCUGUAAGUAGGAGGUUGAACAGUAUUUAAACUAGAUAUCAAUGCUUAAAUUUAG
Messenger RNA from Rhincodon typus (whale shark), 1870 nucleotides. RefSeq lists its product as uncharacterized. NCBI's taxonomy places the organism in Eukaryota, Metazoa, Chordata, Chondrichthyes, Orectolobiformes, Rhincodontidae. The transcript is spliced from 4 exons. The record is from RefSeq and is a predicted model, not a curated record. Bases 543 to 1826 code for a protein of 427 amino acids.